AUGGAAUGCCCUCCACUCGUAGCAUCCACUGCUUGUAUCAGUCGCUGCUUGAUCACUGCCACCGAUGGCUCAUUUCUCUACACUUAUCGACUCAGGUCCAACGUGCGCAUCCACUAUCACACACGUGCCUAUCAGGACGCCGAAACUCCGCUCCUGCCACGUGCGUGCGAAUGCGCCGAGACUCCGGCCAUACUUGUCACUGCACAUCGAUACGCUCAUGACAUAUAUAAAUACGCCUCCACCCCUUCUGACGUUUGUCAAGCUCGCGCUCAUUCUAUCUUCAACGUUCUGACCUCGCCGCUCAGGCUCGAAUGGGCAACUGACCCCAAGGACAAGAAGGUCACUGUCUACCAUGACGAAUGGGCAGAGGCCACGGUCCAGGUCGCCGAAGCCCCAGACAUCAUGGUUUUGAGCCUGAUCAAAGGGGCUCUGAAGAAGCUCUCCGCGCUCGACAGCGUCGACGACGACCUGCUCUCUCGCAUCGGUACGGCGUUCGGACGCGAGCUCCAAUGGCGCUUCUUGGCGGAGGAGGGAAACAAGAUGACCUGGGAGGCCCAUCUCGCCAAUACACAUUUCCCAGGCUUCCUCAGCCGCGGUGGUCCCGACACAUCGAUGAAUCCCAUCGAGGACACCAGGAAAUGGCUUCAGGACAGAGAGGUGCUCGACGACAUCAUCAAGGAUACGCUGCGAGACCUUCCGAAGAAGCUGGCGCCCGACUCAAAGAACGAUUUGUAUCCCAAGGUGUCAGCGCUCCCCAAACUCUCGGAGCUCCGGGACCUCUCGAGCGAUGGGAGCAUCCCCUCGCCAGCGACGCUCGACGGCUGCUACGCACUCCUCGACGAGAUCAAGAAGCUCUCGAAGGUCACGCACUUCGGUGGAGCUCGGGCAGUUGCGUCGCUUUACAUGGGGAGCAGGAACGUGACGUACAAGCCGUACACCGGCUCGCAGCAUGCUGACUCCACCUGA
Dioszegia hungarica is the source of this 966-nucleotide messenger RNA. RefSeq lists its product as uncharacterized. Lineage: Eukaryota; Fungi; Basidiomycota; Tremellomycetes; Tremellales; Bulleribasidiaceae. The record is from RefSeq and is a predicted model, not a curated record. The transcript is spliced from 5 exons. The coding region runs from base 1 to 966 and encodes 321 amino acids.